Molecule: messenger RNA, 6534 nt
Organism: Colletotrichum karsti
Lineage: Eukaryota; Fungi; Ascomycota; Sordariomycetes; Glomerellales; Glomerellaceae
Exons: 2
Coding region: 1-6534 (2177 amino acids)
Cellular component (GO): nucleus; cytoplasm
Molecular function (GO): protein binding
Source: RefSeq, a predicted model, not a curated record
AUGUCCUCCGGCCUGAGCGACACGGACGCCGUCGUCAUCGACCACGACGAUGUGAGCAAUUACAACCCUGACCACGUCCUACCCGAGCCUCCCGAGGUCAUCAAGAAUCUCAGAGCAUGGCUCAAGCCGACUGCAUACGACCUUGAAAGCGGCGAAUACCGCAAGCACUUGGCCUCUCACGCACCAGGCACAGGCGACUGGGUCACCUCGACUGCCAUGUAUCAAGAAUGGCUUCAAAGUCAAGACCGAGGACUUUUGUGGAUCAAGGGCAUACCAGGCUCCGGAAAGUCGGUACUGGCAUCGAAGAUCAUACGAGAGCUAUCUCGCAACCACCCAGGAACACCGGUCCUGUUUUUCUUUUUCCGACAGAUCGUCGCCGCCAACCACGAGCCUGUGGCUUUAUUGAGGGACUGGCUGGACCAGAUUCUCUCGUACAGUCCGCCGCUUCAACAACAGAUCAAGGAAUAUGUGGAGACGAACCGAGAGCUGAGCAGCAUGUCAACGGACGACCUGUGGAGAGAUCUUCGAAUGGCGAUAUCUGGGUUACACGGCAACGUCUUCUGUGUUGCUGAUGCUCUCGACGAGAUGGACGGAGGCAAUUGGAAGUUCGUGGAGGCACUCUUCGAGCUGGGCAACUGGAAACCCCACAAAGUCAAAGUCAUCCUCACCAGCAGGCCUAUGGGCAACAUGGAUGCGUUGAUACGGACAUUCAAUCACUCUAAGAUUAGGCUUGACGAGGAAAUGGUUGAUAAGGACAUCUCAACUUUCGUCCGACGCGCUUUGGAGACUCCCACCAUCUCAAAUGAUGAUAAAUACGUCAUUCAACAAGCUAUUCCUGGACAAGCAAACGGCAUCUUUCUGUACGCCAAGCUAGCAAUGGAUGCUUUCCUCGAUCCUGGCGCCGAUGCUAGGGCGGUUUUGAAGUCGCUCCCUGACGACAUGUGGGCGAUGUACACCGAGCUGCUGCAGGAGCACCGUCGCAGAUCUGAAGUUCCGGAUAAUAUUCAGCUCUUGAUUCUUCAGUGGGUUACGCACUCGACUCGUCCUCUUCGACUGCUUGAGAUGGCCGAGAUGAUCAGCGUCACGCACACCGAUAUUGUCAGUCACGACCUCAGCGGUGUCAAAAACCUUAUCAGAGCAGCUUGUGGGCCUUUGCUAGAAAUAAUGCCUGAUGAGACAGUCUGCGUUGUUCAUCACACGUUUACCGAGUACCUCACAGGAGUGAACAGAAGCCCUGGGGACGGAUAUCCGAUCUUGUUCUCCGAGGAGACUCAUGCUAAGCUCGGUCUGGCGUGUCUGAAAUAUCUGCAGGCGGGAAGCCUUGACGAUAUACAUGAGUCAAAGGCUCCUCCGCGGAUGAACCUUUACGACCACGAGAUUGGGGGAACUAAACUCAGUUUGAAACACCCAUUUCUUAAGUAUGCAGCAAGCAAUUGGCAUAUCCAUCUAGCUCGAUCCUCUCCGGAAGGUCAUGACCAGGUCCAGGUCAACCAGGCACUGGAUGAGUUUGUGGGCCAUCCUCAUUAUCUGGACGCAUGGCUCGGGAUCCACUGGUUCGGCGCAUACUUGAACGAUAGAAGAGGCGUCACACCGUUGCAUGUCGCCGCAAGAUACGGUCUUGCUGGCUGGGCAAAACAUCUCCUCCUUACUGGCUCCAGCGUGGAUCCCAUCGACUCGUACGGCAAGACCCCUCUGUUCUGGGCGUCCACAUCCGGAAAAGCAGAGGCUGUCCAAGUCUUGAUAGAAGCCGGUGCCAAUCCGGAUCGUGCCGAGACGGACCACGGACGCAAGCCUUUACAUGAGGCAGCCAGCAAGAAUCACCCUGAAGUGAUUAAACUUCUUCUCGGUGCUGGCGUAGAUCCCUUGACUCCCAAGACUAUGGAAUAUGGUGGCGUCAGGGAAUGUGGAAACACUCGAAGUACAUAUGCCUGUCACAAUGGUCACUUGGAAGCAGUCGACGCUUUCUUGCCAUUCCUGAAAGACUCAGAAACAAUACAUCGGGCACUCGCCUGGGCAUCUAAAGCAGGUCGAUCGGAAGUCGUUUCCAGGAUUCUCGAGGAGCCUGGAGUUGACAUUGACCGUAAGGUUCGCCGCGGAACACCUCUUUUUCGAGCGUGUCAGAGCGGUAACGCCGCGACAAUUAUUCUUCUCCUCAGAAAGGGGGCUGAUCCAACUAUCCUUUGUGAACCAGACGAGGAAUUUCGAGUCGGCGAUGACCCACUCGACAUAAUGGAAAUCGAGGAAGAGUACUUGUACAGAUGUUACGCUGAAGAAGGGGACCCGAAGCCGACCCGUCAGCCGAGGGGUUUCACCGCACUGCACCUGGUCUGCAAUGACGAACGACAAAAGUACAGUGCAGGGGGUUUGAAAGACGACCCUGCGGUUGUGGACGAAAUUCUUGAUCUCUUCAUCAAAAACGGAGAAGAUAUCCAUCAGCGCAAAGGUUGCACACUUUUGCAUUUAACAUGCAACAACCCCGUCUGGACGCGUCUUCUACUAGAGCGGGGGAUCGACCCAAAUAUCGCCAACGGGUAUGGGAGCACGCCUCUGCAUGAGACCUGCAGCCUUGAUGCCAUGAUCCAGCUGGUUGAGCAUGGAAAGGCAGACAUUAACAAACUCGACGAGAAAAUGAGCCCACCUCUUUUCCAUUUUCUCUCCUUAACCGAUCAUGCCUUGGUACCCAAAUUUCUGGAGUACAGGCCCGACUGCGGUAUCCAAGACAUAAGCGGCAACGGUCCGCUACACAUUGCACUACAGACGCAAGAAUGCAAGCCAGAAAUCAUCGAUGCCUUGAUCCUGGCUGGAGCCGACCCGAAUCUAAAGAACAACGCAAACCUGACGCCAUUUGACGUGAUCGAUCUGAGAAGUCCUGCGUCAGCGGAGAUGAUGGACAUCCUGAUUAGAUCGGGCGCUGAUAUCAACACGAAAGACAAGAAUGGAAAAACUCCACUCUUCCGCACGAUCCAACUCCCACCUAACAGCAGUGGUGAACCUCACCGAGAAAUCAAGGCACUGAUUGAUCGUGGAGCGCGUGUGGACACUCGAGAUUCAAGGGGGCGAACUCUUCUUCACGAAGCCAUCAGAAGCCACCCCGGUUGCCCAGACCCGUCCGGACGUCAUAAAACAGAUUCACGACUUGACUUUUUGAUUGACUUGGGCUUGGACCUGCAAGCUGUCGAUGUCAACGGCGACAAUCUUCUCCACGAGCUAAGUUGGCAUUCUUCAAACCCGGAUUGCACAUACCCCUACAUCCUCCACGUAUGGACGCGGCUCCUCGACCUUGGAGUGAAUCCUGAUAAACCAAACCACCGAGGCAGAGUUCCAUUGCACAAUUUGUGCUGUAAGAGAAGGAGCGGCCGGGACCUUUCUGUGGCGGAAGAUGCGGUGGAUCUUCUGAUUUCUGCGACGAAGAACAUCGACGCUACCGAUGAGGAGGGUAUCACUCCCCUACAUCUUGCUGCUGUCACCUCAGAGCACAAUACCAAAAAGCUACUCGAUGCCGGAGCUAACCCGCGGAUAUCCUCCUGGCAUGGCAUGACACCGCUUCACCUCGCUGUCAGGUCCCGGCAGAGCAACAUCGUCGGCUUGUUGCUUGACAGUCUUCAUCGAACCGACACGGGCCAAUCUGAAGUCAUUACUCUCGUAUCCUGGCGUAUGGAUGAUCAUAUUCAUCCCAUUUCCGGAGUGGACGCAGAAGCCAGGGACGCCAAAAGGCCACUCCAUUACGCCUGCGAGUCGGGACGGCCCGAAGUUGUGGCGAUGUUGCUGAAGGCAGGUGCGACUGUCAAGGUUCCCGGUUUGCGGGCUGCCUGCGCCCACUUCGAGAUAGAGCAGGACUACUGGACAAGGAGUUUUGAGCGCGACCCAGGGAACGGAGAUGCCGUAGGGUUGAGACCCCAGGAUGUGAGACGCUCUGGCAGUGUCAGCUCGGAUGGUUUCAGGAAUACAGCUCGACUGGAGGAGAUCAUCGAGAUGCUCCUUGACCACGGCGCUAAUCUGUCAGAUCCCGGAGACUGGUUCUAUCACGACGGCUAUAGGGAGAGCAGGUCAACGUCCAGGUUGCCUCUCAUGGAUUACACCCUUAAAUGUUUCACCGAGGUUCAGAAAAGACGUGGGCUCGAGCCACCGGGAAAGUACGGCCCACCAAGCAAAGGAAAAGUAACUUUCGAUGAACAUCUGAUCAGCUAUCGUCAUGAAGCCAUCGUCAAAGCAUUACAAAAUUUCGAUGGCUUAAAGAAAGGAGAAGCGAACCAAGAACUGUUCCGUUCAAGACUCUCUCGGCGGGAUUUCGACGUCGUGGAACAGCUUUUCCAUGUCGGCGUCGACUUUCUUGCUGAUGCUGACAAAAAUGGCAAGACCAACUUUGGAAUUCUUGUUCAAGGCGGUUUUACGAAACUGGUUGACAGGAUAGGUCAGCUCGAGCUCAAGCGACAACAUGAGAAGGGUACUUGGCAUGCCAUAGGAGACAAGAAUCGACCGGGAUUUGGCCAGAAGACGGCUUGGAGCCCCGAGAACCUCAACCUGAACCAUCAACCAUUCAUUUUCCAGGCCGUUAGCCAAGAACUUCCUGUUUUUGACGUACUGCGCUUACUUGUCGAGAAGUUUGGCGCCGACAUCAAUGAGAUGGUCUUCAGGAGAGUCUCGCGCGAUGGCAAGACAGUGGUUCAGCCCAUAGACAGCGCCCUCCAUCAACUCGCGAAGGGAUACUGGUGGUGGCAUAUCGCACAAGCCCUGCCGUAUCUGAUCAGUCGCCAGGCGAAUCUCAACUUGAAGAACGACAAGGGACAGACACCUCUCCAUCUGGCAUUAGAGUCUGGUGAGAAGCGCGGAUUUGGGAUGUACCGGCGUGAUGCUGCACGUCUUCUCAUACUCUCGGGGGCCGAUGUGAAUGCCAUGGACACCUCCGGGAAGACCUGUCUUGCUUACGCUGGCUCGGAUGCUGAGAUGGUCCGUUUGCUCAUCGAGCACGGCGCUACAGUCAAGGCGGACGCGCUGUUCACUGCCAUCAACAUGCAGCAAGUUGAUGUGCUUGAGACACUCCUGAAUGCUGGCGUAGACCCGAAUAUGAGGUUCGAUAAAGCCUCGACGAAGCCUUAUCAAGCGGACGACAUGGACGAUUUUCUUCACAGAUGGGACAGGGAAGACAUUCCAGACUAUGAAUGGUACCCGCUCCACCACGCCGCCACGAAGCUUUACGCGACAUAUGACAAGGAUAAACUUGUUCCGAAGGAUACGUGGCCGACGAUUCUCAAAAUUAUCGAUGCACUCCUGGCCCACGGAGCUAACCCUCUCGCCAAGUUCAUUCGGUGUACCGGGGAAGACUGCUACCACCAGCAGCUUCGCGGGCGUCUGUAUGGAAAGCACAUUGAACGGAUGAUUAAAUCCAUCCCCUGGGUCCCAGCAUCAGACGAAUCUCAGGAUGAAAAGCCCGAGCCCGAGCCAGAUACGUCGUUCAGCUGGGAAGGUCAUGAGGAGUGCAUCCUGCUACACCAACUCCUAGUUGAUGGGCACAUCGUUCGCCCGUUGCUGUUGUCAGGCAACAUCGAUCCAAAUUGCAAGGACAACAAAGGAUAUACUCUACUGCUGGCCGCUUGCGCUUCUACUUUUGGGCCCGACAUGCCUCUCGACUUGUUUUCCCAGGCAACCGAAAGCCCCGAUGAACAAACCGAAAUCUCCACAUUCAGACACCUGAUCAAUGUCGGGGCCGACCCGGAAGCACGGGAUGUGGAAGGCAGGAAUGCAAUGCACCACAUGCUUCGAUUUCGAGAAGAAGACAUCCGCAGCAAACCGCGAAUACUCAAGUCAUUGUCCUACAUGGCGGAGUUCCACCGAUCUCUCAUCAAUCAGCAGGACAAGAACGGAAAGACGCCGCUUCAUCUCGCUGUAGAUCGCGCUGUUUAUGAAAAGAAGACCACCUACGCAGACCUCCUUCUAGAAGCGGGCGCGGAUCCGCUGCUCUCAGAUAACGAGGGCAACACGGUUCUUCACAUCCUUUCCCGGAUGCUCUGGCUGUCGACGUUCAGGCCACUCUUCGACGAGUUGAUCAAACUCGGUUGCGACAUCAACGCGCGCAACGAGAAAGGCGAGACGCCGCUCUUUGGGUACUUCAACGGGCUCAGAAGAAAACACGACAAGGAAUUCUACUCAAGAGGCACCGACCUGUCGACCAUCGACGAUGCCGGCGCCCUCGCCGCCCUCGAGGCGGCCGGCGCAGACUUCACCGUUCGGAGGAACGACGGCCAGGGGCUCUUGCACGUCGCCGCCGAGGGGCAUCACGUCAGGUUCAAGACGCUGCUCGAUCGGGGACUGGACGCCCUGGCGGAGGACAACAAUCGCAGGACGGCGCUGGACGUCGCCGCCGCCUGCGAGAACGUGGGCGUCUUGAACCUUUUCAAGCACGGGGCGGAAGAGGACACCGAAUGCGUGGGGAAGGGGUACUGGGUGAAUGUGGAGGACAUCUUUGGUGUGGAGGGGGAUUGGGACGACGCUGGGCUUCAGCGGAUCGCUUCCACUUUCCCUAGUGAAGCAGAUUGA